AUGAGUUACAUACACACCCUAGCAACACAUAGCCUCCGUGAACAUUUGGUACCAUAGUAAAUUCGCUUCAAACAAAUAAAACAGCUGGCACAUAUUGAAACUGAGGAAAAGAGACACAAUGCAGGCAGAUGAUGUCAGAUAUUUAAAAAGGAAAGUCAAGGGAGGCAGUUUGGAUGUCCAUCCUACAGAGAAAGCCCUUAUUGUCCAGUAUGAAGUUGAAGCGACUAUUAUGGGAGAAAUGGGAGGCCCAAUGCUUGGAGAACGCAAGGCGUGCCAGAAAAUCGUUCGUCUGAAAAGCCUUAAUUCCAGCACAGAUAUUGGGUCAUUAGCUCGUAAAGUGGUGGAGGAAUGCAGGCUCAUUUCACCAUCCAAGAUCCCGGAAGUGGAACGACUGCUGUUCUACUUGCAGAACCGCAAGUCACCUACAGAGAAAAAAGAGAAGAAGCAGAUAAAGCCAAGAGAUCCUGCUCCGUUUGAAGGCAUGGAGCUGGACGAGGAGGCCAAUAUUAACAGCAUCGACGAUUACGUGGAGCUGCUGUAUGAGGACGUUCCAGAGAAAAUCCGAGGAGCCACGCUUAUUCUGCAGCUGGCCCGUAAUCCUGACAACCUGGAGGAGUUGCUUCAGAAUGAGACGGCUCUGGGAGCCCUGGCCCGUGUACUGAGGGAGGACUGGAAGCAGAGCGUCGACUUGGCGACUACCAUCAUCUACGUCUUCUUUUGUUUCUCCAAUUUCAUCCAGUUCCACGCACUGAUCACUCACUAUAAGAUCGGAGCUCUCUGCAUGAACAUCAUGGAGCAUGAGUUGAAGAGGUACGACCUGUGGCAGGAGGAGCUGCAGAAGAAGAAGAGAGCUGAGAUCCUUUCUGCAGGUCUGGUCAAAGACCCAGAGAACCAAAAUCUGAAGAAAGAGUAUGAGAAAGCGCUGAAGAAGUAUCACGGCCUGCUGAUCAAGCAGGAACAGUUGCUGAGAGUGUCUCUGUAUCUACUGCUGAACCUGUCUGAGGACACUCGCAUAGAGCUGAAGAUGAGGAACAAAAAUAUAGUGCACCUGCUGGUGAAAACCCUGGACCGGGAAAGCGAGGAGCUCCUGGUGCUCGUCGUGUCAUUUCUCAAGAAGCUCAGCAUUUUUCUGGAGAACAAGAACGAUAUGGCUGAAACGGACACUGUGGAGAAGUUGGCCAAGCUCGUCCCUUGUGAUCAUGAGGAUCUGCUGAACGUCACUCUGCGUCUCCUCCUCAACCUCUCGUUCGACACGGGCCUCCGCAGCAAGAUGGUGCAGGCGGGCCUUCUGCCCAAACUCACCACCCUGCUAGGAAAUGAAGCACAGAAGCAUUUAGCCAUGCGUAUACUGUACCAUAUUAGCAUGGAUGACUGCUUCAAGUCCAUGUUCGCCUACACAGACUGUAUUCCACAGGUGAUGAAGAUGUUGUUUGAUUGUGGUGAAGAGAGGAUAGACCUGGAGCUCAUCUCCUUCUGCAUCAACCUGGCAGCCAACAAGAGAAAUGUACAGCUCGUUUGUGAAGGUAAUGGACUGAAGAUGCUGAUGAAGAGAGCGUUCAAGCUGAAGGAUCCACUGAUGAUGAAAAUGAUCCGGAACAUCUCCCAGCACGAUGGACCUUCCAAGAACUUAUUCAUUGAUUAUGUUGGAGACUUUGCAGCUCAGAUUGGUCAGAACGAGGACGAGGAAUUCAUGAUCGAGUGUUUGGGCACACUGGCUAACCUCACCAUCCCUGAUCUGGACUGGGAGCUGGUGCUUAAAGAAUACAACCUUGUACCCUUCCUCAAAGACCACCUCAAACCUGGUUCUGCAGAAGAUGACCUUGUGCUGGAGGUGGUGAUAUUGAUUGGCACGGUCUCUAUGGACGACUCCUGCGCUGCCAUGUUAGCCAAGUCAGGCAUCAUCCCUGCUCUUAUAGAGCUGCUCAACGCCCAACAGGAGGAUGAUGAAUUUGUUUGUCAAAUCGUAUACGUCUUCUACCAGAUGGUGUUUCACCAGGCCACUCGAGACGUCAUUAUAAAGGAGACCCAAGCUCCAGCUUACCUCAUCGACCUGAUGCACGACAAGAACGCUGAAAUCUGCAAAGUGUGUGAUAACACACUGGAUAUUAUAGCUGAGUAUGAUGAAGAAUGGGGGAGGAAGAUCCAGAACGAGAAGUUCCGCUGGCACAACUCGCAAUGGCUGGAGAUGGUUGAGAAUCGUCAGAUGGACGAAGUGGAGCCCUUCUUGUACGGCGAUGAAGGAGAUUCCUUUUUACAGGGAGCGGACAUUCUGGAGCGGCCCGACCUCUUCUACAGUGCAGAUGGAUUAAUCUCUGCAGAUGCUGCCAUAAGUCCAGACUUCUUUACAGAGUUUCAAAAUGGAGACUAUGUCACAUCACCAGGCUUCCCUGGCAGUGCUGUCUCGGAGAGAUAUGGUCAGGGUUCAGGGGGACCCAUGCGGCCUGCUACAGCCUACGGCUUCCGGCCCGAUGAGCAACACUACUACGGCUACUCUUCACAGUAGAGCAGUAGGAGUACAGUAAUGCGUACCACCAUUAACGUUGCAUUUACUCAUUCUCUUUUAAGCAGAGUCAACACUACUAAUGUUAUUUAUUUGCUCCAUUUUAAAUGUCACUCUUUUUCUGAAAUAUGACUUCAUGAAGUCUAAGUAUUUAUAAGCAUACUCGCUUAUCAAUCUGUAGUACAGAUUUAGUCUGUCCUUUAAUCUACAGCGCGUUUGUUAUAAUUGACAAACCCGAAGGCACUACAUGUACCCAGAUUUCAGGAGCCUUCUAAAACAGUUUUUGCAUGACGUAUUAAACAUGUAGCUUGGUUUUGAGGUCCAGUUCAUUGCAAUUACACUACCGUUCAAAAGUUUGGGGUCACCCAGACAAUUUUGUGUUUUCCAUGAAAAGUCACACUUUUAUUUACCACCAUAAGUUGUAAAAUGAAUAGAAAAUAUAGUCAAGCCAUUUUUCUGGCCAUUUUGAGCAUUUAAUCGACCCCACAAAUGUGAUGCUCCAGAAACUCAAUCUGCUCAAAGGAAGGUCAGUUUUAUAGCUUCUCUAAAGAGCUCAACUGUUUUCAGCUGUGCUAACAUGAUUGUACAAGGGUUUUCUAAUCAUCCAUUAGCCUUCUGAGGCAAUGAGCAAACACAUUGUACCAUUAGAACACUGGAGUGAUAGUUGAUGGAAAUGGGCCUCUAUGGAGCACUUGCAUGUGAUGUCACAGCCGAUCCAGAUUGUGACAGAUGCCAUCUUGUCGGUCAAACGCCAUUUUCCGCCAUGGUUCUACUUCUGCUUCUACUUCUACCUUUUCUUCUGGAAAACCCUACUAUAUAUACAAUUCUACUACAACGGCUGCGGCUACAAGCUCUCCCUACCUGUGCACGUUUUUUAUGUUUUUUGUGUGUAUUUUUGCGUGUUGUUCGUCUGUACCAGACUUCAAUAUCCACUACAACCUUAUGGACUUACUGGACAUUGGUUUCCAGCAGAAAAUGACGGUUUGUAGCGAUUUCCAUCGCAUGCACAACAUUCCAGACGAGAUAGCGAGACCAGCGGGGUCUCCGUGGAUUGUUAUUGGAAGCAAAGCGAAGGAGGCGGCGUCGGGAGCGGAAGCAAAAGCGAGGCUGCAGAGCCGGCCUGUUGACUAAGCUCAGAAAACAGCCACUCAAACCUCCACUGCCAAGCCUCUACCUCUCCAACGCCAGAUCCACGGUAAACAAGAUGGACAAUUUGGAAUUACAGCUGGAAUUACCUUAUUCUAUUCUAUAAUCGGCUGGUCAGUGCUAUACUCAAUACUUAAGUGACUUACCCGUCCAAUGAUAAUUAUUUUCUUGUUUACAAGAUGCCACAUCUGAGUCGCUGACAAAUCCUGAAUUUCUGUAAAGAUAACUGUCCAGAGAUUUAUAAGCACGCAGUGCUUCACCACUGAACAGCAAGGGAAAGUUAAUGAGGUAAUUAUACACGUCUGGGUAUUCCGCUGGCAGCUCAACAUCCACUGACAGAGUUGUAAAAACUCCAUCCGGUAAGCCAUAAGGGUCACUAAUCUGUAGAUCGUUUAUUUUAAACAUAUCUAGUUAUCUGUUCAUUAGAAAAAUGAGCCGUGUAGUCCGUCGGUUGAAAUUGAUCCAUUCUGUACAUGAGUGCAGCAGUAUUCAGCUGUGUUUUUUACCAACAAAAUGGCGGCUGUGUACUUUCCGGUCACGUGACUGCAAGAUCUCUAUACACCUAUGUAGAUAUUGCACCAAAAACCAGACAUUUGCAGCUAGAAUAGUCAUUUACCACAUUAGCAAUGUAUAGAGUGGAUUUCUGAUUAGUUUAAAGUGAUAUUUAUUGAAAAGAACAGUGCUUUUCUUUCAAAAAUAAGGACAUUUCAAAGUGACCCCAAACUUUUGAACGGUAGUUUAUAGCAAAGGUGUUAUUUCUUGAAUUCAUUGCAUGAUGGAGGACAGUGUAGGUUAGUUGCACACUUCAGUCUGCUCAUAGAGAACUUCAUCCAUCACUGAAGCACACACACACACGCGCUAAAACACUCAGGCAUUUCAGACACUUUUCAAGGUGAGAAUAUUUGACAUUACAGUAGAUAAGUUCUUGAGUUUAUUUAUUGAAUUAUGGAAAAAAAAUCUUGUAAUGCUUUUUAUCUGUCUCUCAUGACCAGCUGCCCGGCAGCUUACGAUUGUGCACUGUUUAAUGUUGUUGUUUUUUUUUCUUUUCUAAAUGAAACAUUUUUUUGUAUGUGUAAAAUCAAAUUCUAUUCAAUUUUUUUUUAUAUUGUCAAUUUUUUAUAUUGUCCGUUUACAACAAAUCAUGCUUUGUCUUUUGGUGCCUGUGAUUGUCUUAACUGCUGUUUUAUACAAGAUGCCUAUUAUUUCUGUGGUGCAAUAUUAAAUCAAACAAAUAUGAACAGAA
Messenger RNA from Neoarius graeffei (lesser salmon catfish), 4889 nucleotides. It is a transcript of the gene kifap3a, whose product is annotated as kinesin-associated protein 3a. Gene Ontology annotation, cellular component: kinesin II complex; ciliary transition zone; axoneme. Gene Ontology annotation, biological process: microtubule-based movement; cilium organization. Gene Ontology annotation, molecular function: kinesin binding. The transcript is spliced from 20 exons. The record is from RefSeq and is a predicted model, not a curated record. Lineage: Eukaryota; Metazoa; Chordata; Actinopteri; Siluriformes; Ariidae. The coding region runs from base 119 to 2503 and encodes 794 amino acids.